Psammomys obesus (fat sand rat) is the source of this 1516-nucleotide messenger RNA. It is a transcript of the gene Ier2, whose product is annotated as immediate early response 2. Bases 96 to 761 code for a protein of 221 amino acids. NCBI's taxonomy places the organism in Eukaryota, Metazoa, Chordata, Mammalia, Rodentia, Muridae. The record is from RefSeq and is a predicted model, not a curated record. The transcript has a single exon.
UCUAGCAGUGUUUCUGCCGCUUGGGGCGUGUGGCCUGGGUAGAAGCUCCCGUCUGGUCCGCUGCCGGCUCUCCUCUACGCUCCCGUCGAACAAGCAUGGACGUCCAGAAGGAAGCGCAGCGCAUCAUGACCCUGUCGGUGUGGAAGAUGUACCACUCCCGCAUGCAGCGAGGCGGCUUGCGCCUCCACCGGAGCCUGCAGCUGUCGCUCGUCAUGCGCAGCGCUCGGGAGCUCUACCUCUCGGCCAAGGUAGACGCCCACCAGCCCGAGUUCCCGCCGCCCGGCAGAGCCCUUGACCCGCGCCUGCAGCCGCCGCGGGAAGCCGGAGCUGCAGCGAGAGCAGCGCGCCCCGACGCCGAGCAGCCCGCGGAGCCCAUGGACACGCAGGAGGAAGCGCCGCCGGUCCCCGAGCCCCCUGCGCGCGGCGACCCGACCCCCGCCAGGGGCAGCCGCAAGCGCCGGAGCAGCAGCAGCCUGAGCGACGGCGCCGAGGCCGGACCGGCCCCGAGCAAGAAAGCGCGUCUGGAAGAGGCGGGGAGGGAGGCGCCGUCGGAGGGCCCGGGCCUCCCGCAGCCCGCCCCCGCGCCCGCCGAGGGCGCCUUCCCCAACCUCGCCCGCGUCCUGCAGAGGCGCUUCUCCAGUCUGCUGAACUGUGGGCCCGCCGUGCCCCCGCCGGCGCCCCCCACGUGCGAGGCCACGCCGGCCUGCCGCCCGGCCGACAGCAUGCUCAGCGUGCUGGUGCGAGCCGUGGUGGCCUUCUGAGGACUCGGAGCGGCGCCACGGAGCCGAGAACACACACUAGAGGCGGGGGCCGGCGGGGCCGGGGAGAGCCGCGGCCCGAGCCGCCGAGAGCGCCGGGGAAGAACUGAGGAGCUGGGGCGCGGGCGCCUUCUCCCGGACGUGCGUCCGCAGGUGCUGUUAAAGGACCGUCCCUUCUGUGGCUGGGAUAAGGGACACCUGGAUCUUGAAUCUCAGGGUCGGACUCGGGGCCCGGGCUGCCCUUUCAAGGCCGUUUAACUGGCGUACGCGUUUCGGCCCCUACCAGUGGCACGCUUGUGCAAGCGGUCAGAGUUGCGUCAUGGGACAGACGCUGGUGCUUCCUGUUGCCGUGCGUGGGUGUGGGGCCUGGGAGGAGGCCAGGGUGUGGACCCGCCCUAGGGACUGGGAAGUUACUUGAGUCACCUCGCCCCCACAGGCUGCUGUGGAUGAGCCGGCCUUCGGCUGAGAGCCUGAACUGGACCAAGCAAAUCUUUCAGCAGUCCGGGGUGGAGUGCCUGAGACCCCCGGACCCGGCAGCCCAGACUGAUCGCCUGGCGUGGACCACCUCGGGAAGGGUGGGCGGCCGGUCGCAGUUGCUGUGGUGGACACGACCUCUUCGGGCAGGAAAGGAAAUUUCUUGCCAGCGUGUUUAAGAAAGUCUGUUUACUUUUGUGGUGGUGGGUUGUGUCUAACGCCCAUCUGCCUGACGUUUUAGCUUUUGUCAGUUACGAAAAUAAAGACCGUCGGAGUGAACCGCG